Molecule: messenger RNA, 2406 nt
Organism: Striga asiatica
Lineage: Eukaryota; Viridiplantae; Streptophyta; Magnoliopsida; Lamiales; Orobanchaceae
Source: the annotation of a GenBank genome assembly
CCACCACCACCACCAUCACCGAGCCCCGGGCUAACCCUGAAUCAGAACCGGCAGUUCACAACGUGAACCGACUGGUAAAACCACGCGAAGAUUCAUGGCCAUUGGUCAACCAGCUUGACCGGGUCAGUCUGGGCCGGGUCGGGCCAUGCCCACCAAUAACUUUUUGGCGCGUUUGGCUUAGGCUCGCUAACAAAAUUCCGUACCACGAACCUCUCCAUCUUACGCGUUGGCGUGACUGGGCGAUAAUGGGGAACCGUCGGUUCGUGCCUUCCAGCGACGAUGAGGAUAACUCGCCGCCCGCUCGCAACUCAAACGGCGAUGUGAAGAGAAGCCAAAGGAAGCGUAAGAAGGUGCAUCUCCCAGACGAGGAGGAGGACGAUGAUAGGGAUAUCGACGAAGUAAAAUUGAGUGAGCUGACGGAGAAGAAGAAGAAGAGGGACGAGCCCGAGCCCAAGCCUGAGCCCGGUAGUGAAAAUGAGGAGCCAGAGGAUUUGGAAGCGCUGCCGGUGGGUGGCGUGGUUAGGGUUUCGGGCAAGGGGAGGGGGAGGCGGAGUCAUUACGCGUCCUUUGAGUACGACGGUCUUCAAUAUCAGUUGGAGGAUCCAGUGCUUUUAGUUCCUGAGAAUGGGAAUCAGAAGCCAUAUAUAGCCAUAGUUAAGGAUAUUGCCAAAACACGAGAAGGUGCUAUUAUGGUUACGGGACAGUGGUUCUAUCGUCCAGAAGAAGCAGUGAAGAAAGGAGGUGGAAAUUGGGAAUCGAGUGACACAAGGGAACUGUUCUAUAGUUUCCACAGAGAUGAGGUACCGGCAGAAUCAGUCAUGCACAAGUGUGUGAUACACUUCAUACCUCAAGAUAAGCAGAUUCCACACCGCAAGCAACAUCCUGGGUUCAUCGUGCAAAAAGUGUACGACACUGACGAGAGGAGGCUCUUCAAGUUAACCGACAAAGAUUAUGAGGACAAUAAACAGCAUGAGAUUGACCUUCUUGUACAGAAAACUGUUGCACGAAUUGGGGAACUUCCUGACCUUGAGGCUGAGGGUGCUACUGUGGAGCAUGAAGAUGAACUAAAAAGUAAACGACUUAUAAGGAAGAGGAACGUGUCACCUCUGGAUGUUACCAGGGUGGGUGGCGAACUUAGUAUGCCACAGUCGCUUAAAGUAGAAACACCUGGGAGCGCUUGUGGGACCAGUUCGGAAUACCCUUUGAUCCUGUCUAAUCUUAAGCUGCUGACCGGGGAAACACAGCGUGACAGGUGGUUGGAGAAGCUUUUUCAAUCCAUUCAAUGUGUUUGCAGUGCUGAUGGUAAGCAGAAAGAUGAGAAAGGACAGAAUGGAAACAAGAUCGACUGUUCAGACAAUAAAUCUCAUGAUAAGGCUGAUGCAUCAGCUGACUGGCCGAAUACAGCUGCUCAUGCUGUGGCUGCUCUUGAGAAAGCAGCUCAUGAAGCCUUCUCUGCAGAUUUUCAGAAGUAUAAUCAAAAGAUGCGGCAAUUGGCGUUCAACCUUAAGGUCGUGCUGUUGUUGAGUAAUGGUGUAUUAGCACGACGCCUUCUGAAUAAGGAGUUGGAACCUGCUCAAAUACUUAAUAUGUCGCCUAAUGAAUUGAAGGAGGGUUUAACUGCUGAGGAAAUUGCGAGCAGGCAGCCCGAGGAGCCCGGACACAUUCAGAUGACUGAUGCUCGUUGUUCGAGAUGCUCCCUAAAACAAGUGGCUCUGGUUGAGGUAUUUCAGACGGGACAUGGUGAUCGCUAUAAGCUGGAAUGUGUUCCUUGCGGCUAUUCCUGGUUUGCUUCCAGAUAUGAUACCGCCUCGUUGACAAUAGAAGCACCGAGUUCUGCAAAGGCUGCUAAGUUUGAAAAUGUCGAGAAAAACAUGGUCAGUCCACGUGGAGUUGAGAGUGAGGGGGGAACAAAACAACCAAUUGUUUAAAGAAACUAGGAUGAAUAUCUGCCUGUGCUGGAAAAUUAGAAAUCUUUCAACAAAAAGACCGAGGAAAAACAAGCCGUCAAAUAUUAUGCAGAGGUUUUGUACGUCCAUCUCUGUAAAUCACUUAACACUCCUUUUAAUUAACAUUUUUGUCUGGAAAAUGCUAAUUCAUACUUGUAGCUAGGGGAGACUUUUAGUGUACUGUGUAGGGAAGAUGGCACAUUUGGUGAAGAUGAUAUAGUUUAACUGAGAAUAUGAAUAGUGUUUUGUUUAGUGUAUUUUGGUAUUUGUUGAAUGGAGAAAUGUGUUACUUUCAAAAUUGAAAUAAUUAUAUACUAUUGAAGCUUGCCUUCAUAUGUCUGUUUGUAUGUGUGUGUUUAUAUAUUCAUGUGUUUAAUAUUGAAAUAAAUUGUAUACUGGAACGCAGAGAUGGUUCUAUGGUAGUAAUGUGGUGUGGUCUGUUAAAUGAGUUGACUUUGCA